Arabis nemorensis is the source of this 1383-nucleotide messenger RNA. Lineage: Eukaryota; Viridiplantae; Streptophyta; Magnoliopsida; Brassicales; Brassicaceae. The record is from the annotation of a GenBank genome assembly.
AUGAAGCUACUCGUCGUUGAGGUUGCUCAAAUCAUCCCCUACACCGACUCAGACUCGGUCCUAAACUCGGCCAACUCGCUUAACAUCCCGUUGACUUUCUUCGAUCUACCGUGGCUAGUCGGUCACCCAUUCAAACAAGUCUUCUUCUACAGACUCACCGAGUCGACUCGUGAGCAUUUCCAUUCCUUUAUCCUCCCUAAACUCAAACUCUCUCUUUCACUCGUCCUCCGCAGCUACCUCCCUCUCUGUGGCUGCAUCACCUGGAACCCAAACGAGCUCAAACCGAGAAUCGUCGUCUCUGAAAACGACGCCGUUUUGGUGACAAUCGCCGAGACUGACGCUGAUUUCUCUCAUCUCUCCAGCUAUGGACAACGUCUAGUCUCCGAGUUACACACUUUAACACCAGAGUUGCCGUUCUCCGAUGACUCAGCGUCAGCUUUCUCUCUGCAAAUUACGUUGUUCCCGAAACAAGGUUUCUCCAUCGGCUUCGCAGCACAUCACGGCGUUUUGGACGGGAAAACGUCAAGCAUAUUCAUCAAAGCUUGGGCUCACUUAUGCAAACAAGAUAUGGAAAACAGAGUCGUCAUCUCUCUACCUGCGAGUCUAACUCCGUCUCUUGAUCGGUCGUUGGUCAAAGAUCUAACCGGUCUCGAUGAACAGAUGCUCGAGAUGGUUAGAUCACUCAAAGACGACAAAACCAACAUGAGAAGCCUAAGUCGGAAUCCCAUCGGAGAAAUCGGAGACGACGUUGUCCUGGCCACGCUCGUGCUGUCUCGCGAUGACGUGGAGAGACUCAGGGAACGAUGCAUGAGUCAAGAUGAUCGGCGUCCACUUCACUUGUCGACUUUCGUCAUCGCCUACGCAUACGCGUGGACUUGCUUGGUGAAGGCACGUGGAGGAGACGGAGAACGAGCAGUGAGUUUCAUUUUCGGAGGAGACUUCAGAGAGAGGUUAGAUCCGCCGCUUCCAACGACAUACUUCGGAAACUGCUUAUUUACGACGGGUAGCUACAAACAGAAGGCGGCGGAAUUUGCAGGAGAGAAUGGAUUGGUAACGGCGGUCGAGAUCCUUAGUGAUUUGGUCAAAGGGUUGAGUUCACCAGGAAUAAUAGAGACGAUCGCACAAGGAUUCGCGAUUGUAUUCGAUUCCAUAGGUGAGAGCUCACAGUUUGGAUCUGUAGGUAUGUCCAACAAGUUCGGACUAUACGAGUCAGAUUUCGGGUGGGGAAGACCCGUUAAGGUUGAUUUUCUCUCCAUUAGAGGAGAUGGAAUAUCAUUGGCAGAGAGACGUGAGGAAUCAGGUGGGGUUGAGAUCGGAAUGUGUAUGAACAAGAAUGAAUUGGACUUGGUCUUUUCUUGUUUCAACAAUGGUUUACAAAACUAA